ACUCUUAUUAUCGUUUCGGCGCGCCAUGCGCAUCGGUCGCGGGUCAUCUUGCCGAGGUGCCGAUUCCUGCGAGGCUGUGAAUUGUAAAUCGUGAAUUUAUUGUGAUGUUGAAUUAUUACAACUUUCAUGCGAUAGAUUUUAUUUUCAAGAAUCUAUUAAAUUUCGAAAUCAAAAUAAUAUAAAUAACGGUAUAGGUACAAUUAAGGUUAGUCACUUAAUAGAAACGAGAUUGGUGUGAACUUGAUAGUUGGACAUUUUGGACGAAAAUGUUUGGCAAAUAAAGGCAGUAGAAUGGAUUCUGAAAUGGAAACAUCAGACCAAGAAGAUAGCCCAUCAAAAUCAAAUCGAUACUCAGAUGAGGAAAACGAAAUUGCUUUAACAUCUAAAGGUUUCAAUUACAGAGGAAUAAAUGAACCUUACUCAAAUUUGAUGCAAUUAGAUGAAUCUACAAUGGAUGUAUCGUUGGUUGUGAAUAACCAAAAACUAAAUGCCCACAAAACCGUUUUAGCUUCAAAUAGUGAUUAUUUUGAUAGAAUGUUUGACAGUUAUUUUAAAGAACGGUUUCAAGAUAAAAUAGAAAUAAAUAUAACUGAUGUUAGCUUUGAUAUUUUGAGUAUACUUGUUCAAUUUUUUUACACAUCAGAAAUAUAUAUUACAGAAAAUAAUGUUCAGGAUCUAUUGAUUAGUUCUAGUAUAUUUUUACUAGAUGAAGUCCAAAAUGCUUGUGUUAACUACAUAAAAAAGAUAAUUGACACAGAAAAUUGCAUAGAUAUGAAAGAUUUAGCUAAUACACUAGGAUUAAAUGAUCUUUAUUCUUUAUGCAUGACUUAUAUAAUAAAUAAUUUCAGACUUGUAGCUAAUACUAAAGAGUUUAUGGAGACUAAUUUUGAUGAAAUACUAGUGUUACUCAAGAAUGACGAUUUAUUUGCUAAAGAAGAAAUGGUUUAUGAUGUUGUUAUGAAUUGGAUAAAACAUGAUCCUGCAACCAGAUCCAAAUAUUCAUCAGAAUUAUUAUGGUAUGUUCGAUUGCCAUUAGUUCUAAAUACUUACCAAGGAAUCAUCAAGGUUCAUGAGUUUCAAGGUGCUAAACUUAAUGAAAUUAGUUCUUUUCGAAUGGAGCAUCGAAGACCAUUUAGAAAAGGCAUAUUAGUGCUAAGUCAUUAUCCAUUUGAAUCAACUCCAGAGUGGUAUGAUGCUGCCUUUGAUCAAUGGCAGACUUGCAUGUGUGAAAAUUGUCUUUGUAAAACCUUUCAAUAUCGCUUAUUACCUCCUAGGACUUUGUGUACAGUGGUUUUACUCGAUAAAAAUAUUUUAUUUGCUGCUGGAGGUUCUAGAUAUGGUAGUGGAAUGAAAUUGGCAAACAUGUUUGAUUUGAAAACAAACAAAUGGAUAUCCUUAAUUGAUAUGAAUUUUGAACGUCUUAAGCCAUAUAUAAUACAGCUUGAAUCAUAUGUUUAUGUGAUUGGCGGUUGCACUUCUGAAAAACAAAAUGCCAGUGUUAUAGAAUAUUAUGAUUUAAAUAAAAAAGCGUGGUAUGUCGUUUAUUCUGAAAUCAACCAUAUUGAAACAUUUAAAAAUGAUACUUAUGUUGCUCGCGUUAAAGGAUUAAUUUACAUAAUUGGAAAGACUGAAGCUGGAUAUUAUGAUCCUCGUAAUAAUAAGUGGAAAUAUAUUGAUCCAAUACCUGAGUUUAAUAAGGGUUCAGCAGUUUGCACAUUAAAUGGAAAUAUUUAUAUUAUUGGUGGUCAAUGUUUGGAAAAUUAUUACAAAACUGUAUGGGCAUACUGUACUUUAACUGAAGAAUGGGUAUCCUUAGCCGAACUAAAUUUUGCUAGAUCAUAUUCUGGUGCUGUAGCAAUGAAUGGUAAUAUUUAUUUAUUUGGAGGAAAAAUGAUAGAUACGUCCAGUUCAAAUAUAUUUGAAAUAUAUAAUCCUCAUGACAACAAAUGGGUAACAUCAAAUGCGUUUAUGAAAAAGGAUCGAUGUCACAUUGAUGCAAUUGUUAUUGACAAAAAUUCGUUAUUGUUUAGACAAGUGUUUGAAGAAUCAACUAAUACUAUUAUUCAUUAAAAAGUGACUGUGAGUUUAUUUAAAACUAUUUAGUAUUAUUUAGUGAGAAGUGUAUAGGUUAUAUACAGAAAAAAAAUUAUUCCUUUAUAUUAAAUAUUAUUGUUUAUUUAUAAAUUACAUAUUUUAAGUUUAUAAUUUUAACCAUUCCUUUGUUGAAUUUAUAACAUUUUAAUUUAAAUUCUUUCUAUGUAAACUUGAAACUAUUAUAAGAUUUUUUUAUUUUAAAUAUAGUAGAAAGUAAUUGUUACAUUAUUCUAUAAGAGCAUAUUAUAUAAAAUAGUCAUGGUGCUUCUUAAUGUAAAUGUUUUAUGAAUCGCUUAUAGCAAAAAUUUAAUAAUUAUUUUGUACAUUAAAAACAUUCAUGGUAUAUCUAUGUAAUCUACAUUGGUUGUAGAAUAAUAUUCAGUAAUAUAAAUCGACAAGUGAGGUAUAAGAUAUUGUGAGUUUACUCCGUAUGAAAUAAAUAAAUAGAUAAGUAAAAUAUAUGAAUUAUAAUAAUUGCUUACUAUAGAAAUAGGACAUGUCAAAUUAUUUUAAAUAAUAAUUAAAAAAAAAAAGAAUACAAAAUUAAUUGUUUUUAAAAUGACUGAUGAAAUAGUUUGUAAAAAUCUAAUUUUAUUAUAUUUUAAUUAAUACAUGUAUAUCAUUUAUAUUUUACUUAAGAUAUUUUAAAUUCAGAUUCCAAUAGCAUUAGACUUAUUAUUUAUUAUAUUUUUACUUAUUGUAUUGUUUGUACAAUUUUUAAAUUAAAUCUUCAUUAGUUUUCAUGUUUCCAAUGAAAUUACAAAGUAUUUAAAAAUAAGCGAUUCAAAUUUGAACAUUUUAUAUAGAAGCAGCUACACUAAGUUGCUGUUAUAUUAUGAUUCAAGCCCAAACAUCAAUAUUAAUGUUUUUGUUUCGUUGUUCAUUUUCCUAAACAUAGACAUAUUAGUGUGCUAUUUUAUAAUUUAUUAGACUAUUGUAGAAUUGUUUGUUACAGCUUACAAUAAUUAUAAAUUAUUUUUAAUAAUUAUUAAUAAAUAUCAGUAUACAUAAUUAUUUUUAAAUAAUAUUUCCACGGGCAUUACAGUUAAUUCUUUUUAUAUAAAAUUAUAUAACAAUACCUAACUUUUUACUUUAUUCAAUUAAUGCUUUAUUUUUAGUAAAUAAGUGUACAAAUACACUAGUGUGUUAUACAUGUUUUAUUGUAUAAUUUCAAGUAUAACAUAUGUUUUAUAGCUUAGAUAUUGUCAUCCUAAAUUGUACCUGUUCAAAAUUAUCUCAUUAAUAUUAUAUACAUUUUUAAUAUCACAUUUUUUUAUAAUUUAAAUUAAUUUGUUUUGUAUAUUUUUUUAUUGAAUUUGUGAAAUAAUACAUUUCUAUUGUUUUUAAACUGAAUUAGUUUUAAUUGUCAUACAAUAGAUAGUACCUUUGUAUUUUUUUUAUUUCUUGGUUAUAUACUUGUGUAAGCAUAUACUUCUGUGUCAUUUUAGUAUUUUUAAUUAUUAUUAUUGUAUUUGUUUUAUAACUAAAUUAUACAUUCAAUGUUUAUUUCCAUCAUUACUUGAGUCAGUGGUGGUAUAAAAAGUAAAUAAAUGAGUGGGUCACCUCCUCCAGUCUUAGUGAAAAUGUGUAAUUAUAUAUACUUUCUUCAUGUUAAGAAGGAACUUUGGUGGUUGACUUGUGCAUGGGGCAUGACUUCACUACAUGGUACAAAUAUGAAUGGAUGACUGUGGAAAUGACAGAUAAGCAUUUCCUGAUCACUGUCGACAAAAUUUGGCUGCUACUGAAAUUCCUUCUUAACAUGAAUAGAGUGUAGUAACUAAUUGUCACCAAAACAUAAAACAAUGAUUAAUAAUUAAUAUAAAUAAAAGUUAUUUCAUUUCAAGUUUAUUCAUAUGUUUGUAUAAAGCUGAAUUUCUACAACACGCAUACUUGGCCAAUAUUUGAUAAUUAUUGUUCUCUGGUAAUGUUUUCGAUGAUUUUUAGUGAUUUUGAUACAAGUUUAAAGAACAACCAGCACAUGAAUAAUUAUAUUUAAAAAAUAUGCCAGUCGUUAGAACGCUUAAAAAUUACUUGAUCAUUUGAAAGAGUGAAGUACAACAGCCUCCGCCCCCUAGGAAACCAGCAUAAUACUUUCAUAGUUCAUACAAUUACUUCUAAUGUAUUUAUAACGGAAUAAAACUAAAAUGUUUAUAUAUAUACAAAAUAUUUUUACUACUUUAAUAUGCGCCACCCCUGACUUGAGUAAGAUACAUUGCUAUUAUUUGAUAAUGAAGUUCUGCAUACAUUUUGAAUACCUAUACUUUUAUAUUAUAAUAAUAUGAUGUAUUAGUUUUGUAAAUGAAAGUAUAAAACUACUAAAUUUGUUUGCUUGUAAUAUGUGAAUAGUUGUGUUAAAAUGAAACCGGUUUUUUCGAUUUUUGGUAUCAACGAAAAAAGCAAUAAUUCAUUAAUUUGUAUAAAAAUAGAAAUGAGUUAAUAUGUUUAUAAAAACCGUAAAAGCCUGAAUUUAUGAACAGAUUUAAAAUUAAGCUAACUACUUGUUGUGUGAGACUGAUAUCAAUUUACCAUCCUUAAAAAUAAUAAAAACAAUUUUAAGUUGUUAAAAUGUAAACAAUAUGAUAAUCAAGGUUUUUUUUAUUGUAAUCCAACAAUUAUUUGUAUUUAAAUAUUAAUACGUGGUUUUUCCAACAAAUGUAAAUUUUUGUUAAUUCAAAAACCUAAAUGUGAAAUAAAAAUCUAUUAUCAAAAUAGU
Molecule: messenger RNA, 4807 nt
Organism: Rhopalosiphum padi (bird cherry-oat aphid)
Lineage: Eukaryota; Metazoa; Arthropoda; Insecta; Hemiptera; Aphididae
Product: kelch-like protein 12
Molecular function (GO): protein binding
Source: RefSeq, a predicted model, not a curated record